AUGCAGCUCUCACCUUUCACCCUCCUGACCUUGGCCCUUGCCCUCGUGCAGACCUCUUCUGCUGCCCCCGCCCCCGCCGAUGCUCUGAGCAAGCGAACCGUCGACAAUCUCCCCCCAAGUGACCAGUUCAUCGAGUGCCCAGGCUACCGCUACAGCCGCGCCCAAGUCGAAAAGGCCAUCCAGCGAGGAAUCAACAACACCCCAACGAACGAGCCCCAGCCCGGCGGCUACCCUCACACCUUCGGCAACAACCGCAAGCUAGACUUCGCCAAGGAAUGCAAGGGCAAGACGCUGUACGAGUUCCCCCUCCUGCACGGGGAUAGCAUCUACGGGGGUGGCGACCCUGGCGCCGACCGGGUCGUGUUUUUCAUCCACUCGAGCAAUCCCGACACCAAUCCUACGCGGGAUGGCUCGUACUGCGGUGUUAUGACUCAUGACGGGGCGCCGGCGGGCGAGUUUGCGUUGUGCCCGGUGAAGGAUUAA
Messenger RNA from Aspergillus viridinutans, 483 nucleotides. RefSeq lists its product as uncharacterized. NCBI's taxonomy places the organism in Eukaryota, Fungi, Ascomycota, Eurotiomycetes, Eurotiales, Aspergillaceae. Bases 1 to 483 code for a protein of 160 amino acids. The transcript has 2 exons. The record is from RefSeq and is a predicted model, not a curated record. Gene Ontology annotation, molecular function: RNA nuclease activity; RNA binding.